GUUGGCCUAGUUACAAAGAAAACAUAGGACUUGACUUGUUGCAACAAUAACGUCCUUAAGUUUAAUGGAGUUUUCUUCGGUGGGGAAAGAAUAAUUUGGACCCUUGAAGGACCAGGUUAUAAAUUAAAAUAAUAAGAAAUAUAUGGGUUGGUUCACAAAUAAAGCAGAGUAACGGUUGAGAAAAUUUGGAGGGAAGAUGGGUUGGGGUCACUGGAAAGCUUCCUUUGGAACCCAUAGAAGGAUUGGUGCACUCUGCAUAUUUGUUCUAGCAUCUUCUUCCUUUUUUCCCCAGCUUAAGAGCCAACACGACACAUCACAACACAAAAGAGUAACCAUUAAUCAUCUGAAACUAUUUUCUUCUCUUCCUCUGAGCUCAUCCUUCAACAAUGGUGACCGUGAUGCAGAAAAUAAAGGAUAUCGAAGAUGAGAUGGAAAGAACGCAAAAGAACAAGGCUACUGCUCAUCAUUUGGGCUUGCUGAAGGCUAAACUGGCAAAGCUGCGGAGGGAACUCCUUACUCCUUCAUCAAAAGGUGCUGGAGGUGCUGGUGAAGGUUUUGAUGUUACUAAAAGUGGUGAUUCAAGAGUUGGUCUUGUGGGUUUCCCUUCAGUUGGCAAAUCUACUCUAUUGAAUAAAUUGACUGGGACAUUUUCAGAGGUUGCUUCCUAUGAGUUUACAACCUUAACUUGCAUUCCUGGCGUGAUCAUGUAUCGUUGAGCUAAAAUUCAGGUGCCACAAUAUUAGAAAGCUUAAUGUUGAUGAUGUUUUCAUCUUUGCUCUUGAUGAAAAAUCCCUCAUAAGAGGGUUUUCUACUGUUAUUGAUAUCAUAUGAAUGCAACUAGGUUGCGGAGCCAUAGUAAAUAAAACCAUAUUUCUUUCUCUUAGGUUUCACUUAUAAUACUUAUCAAGGUCAAGAUAUUUUGCUUGUGGGCUUUAAAACUUGUGUUACUUAAAGCAAAAUCUAGUUGCACUUGAACCUCUUGAUUAAUUAAG
This is a messenger RNA of Arachis duranensis, 992 nucleotides long. Its product is annotated as developmentally-regulated G-protein 3-like. Gene Ontology annotation, molecular function: GTPase activity; GTP binding. Bases 387 to 716 code for a protein of 109 amino acids. Lineage: Eukaryota; Viridiplantae; Streptophyta; Magnoliopsida; Fabales; Fabaceae. The record is from RefSeq and is a predicted model, not a curated record. Gene Ontology annotation, biological process: cytoplasmic translation. The transcript is spliced from 4 exons. Gene Ontology annotation, cellular component: cytoplasm.